CAUACUUCCUCCAGCGCCGGCUAGACACAGUGUCGCUUGUGUGUCGCCCACCCUGAGCAGUGAUUACCGCAGUAAUUAUCCGGUGUAGCGUGGAGGUGGAUAGCUGAGGGAGGCGCUGAGAGUCAGCAGGAGCAGUUUUGCGCAGCUUCCGCAGGAGAGAGAAAGAGAGAGAGACGCUCUCAGCAGCAACAAGAACAGCCUUGGCCGCGUCCUCAGCAGCGCUAUGUAUCCCGCCAUGAUGGAGUCAAUGCCCGUGUCCUACGCCAGCACCAUGGGCGGCAUGAUGGGCCAUUAUUUCGGUGGUGGGGCGGGCAUGGGCGUGGGCCAGCUUCCCGCUGCUCACCACAGCAACGCCCAUGGGCCGCAGCCGCCGCCGCCGCAGCAACAGCAGCAGCAGCCCACGCCGCCGCAGGAGAGCAGUCAUCCCCUGCAGCAGGCAACACUCACCUCCCACGCGCCUGCGCACAGCCCCGUCGACACACUAUCAACGAGUCACGGUCACCUCCGGCAGGCAGCCCUGGUGACGCCCGUGCCCACGCCCUCACCAGCAGACUCCACCGCCUCCGGCUGCUCCCCUAGCGGCUCCGCGCAGAAGAAGGAGAACGGCAGCAAAGACGAUCACGUGAAGCGCCCUAUGAACGCCUUCAUGGUGUGGUCGCGCAUGCAGCGGCGCAAGAUUGCGCAGGAGAACCCCAAGAUGCAUAACUCGGAGAUCUCCAAGCGGCUUGGAGCGGAGUGGAAGACGCUGACGGAGGCGGAGAAGCGUCCCUUCAUUGACGAGGCCAAGAGACUCCGUGCCCAGCACAUGAAGGAUCACCCUGACUACAAGUACCGCCCUCGUAGGAAGCCCAAGACCCUGAAGAAGGAUGGCUACCCCUACAGCAUCCCUUACCCCGCCGUCUCCAUGGACCCCCUCAGAGGAGGUGAGUCGUAGCAGCGUGUGGCGGCCGACUCA
Molecule: messenger RNA, 955 nt
Organism: Cherax quadricarinatus
Lineage: Eukaryota; Metazoa; Arthropoda; Malacostraca; Decapoda; Parastacidae
Source: RefSeq, a predicted model, not a curated record